AUGAACAUAGAUAAACAUAGAAAGACAUCAUCCCUCCAAGUAACCGAACUAUGCAUUCGACUUAACGUGCAGCCACAACGGCUCUCUGUCCAUACGGCUCUCUGUCCUCAGAAGAAACAGCAGGAUGAGAAUCUGGGUUUUGCUGGCAUUCCUUUGCGUCGUUCACUGGGGUACUACGGCGAACCCAAUGGAACCAUCCUUCAAGCCAUAUCUCCGGAAGAAGUAAGGCAGAUCAUUGAACUCCACAACAUGCUUCGGAACCGCCUGGCGGCGGGGAACUUACCUGGCUUCCCACCGGCAGCUAAUAUGCUUCGAUUGGAGUACGACGGAGAAGUUGCUCGGCUAGCACAGGUCCACUCCCAGAGCUGUAUCUUCCAACAUGGUUGCAAUGGCUGUGGAAACAUGGGCCAGUUCGUCGGUCAGAAUCUGUACCUGGCUCCUCGAGGCACCUGGACCAAUGCUCUCAAUACCUGGUGGGAUGAGUACAAGCGAACCAACAGUGCGAUUGUCCGGAGCUACGUUUUCUCUGCAAGUAACGGGCAUUUCACCCAGAUGGCAUGGGCAAGAACUACGAAAGUAGGCUGUGGCGCCACUGACUGCCCUCGACUUGGUGGUCGCUAUAUGGUAUGCAACUAUAGCCCAGGGGGGAACAUCAUUCGUCAGCCGAUAUACCAGCAAGGAAGUGCGUGCUCGCAGUGCCCCAGCGGGUCCUCUUGUGGAACAACUGGAUUUGCAGAUAGCCUAUGUGAAAGAUCGGGAUUCUACAGCAAUGCGUAUGAAAGUGAACUUCCGGAAGAAUACAUCACGCUGUUCAACGCCACAUGGAGUUUUGGAAACGGCAUGGCCCGUUUACCAACUCAUCUAAGGCUGAAAUGAAGAAACGUAACUCCCACGAACUCGUUCCCAAGGAUACGCAAGGAUUCGUUGCGUGCAACUGUUCAGAGCAAUGGUCUGCAUCCUCAUGUAUCUCUGCGUGCGGGACAUCAAGAACCACAUGUGACAACAGGAGAUGCUGGGGUAUAACAGGAAGUCAACCAUAUUAAAGAAGCAAGUCAUCUGA
Ornithodoros turicata is the source of this 1060-nucleotide messenger RNA. Its product is annotated as scoloptoxin SSD976-like. Gene Ontology annotation, cellular component: extracellular region. The transcript is spliced from 9 exons. The coding region runs from base 1 to 876 and encodes 291 amino acids. The record is from RefSeq and is a predicted model, not a curated record. NCBI's taxonomy places the organism in Eukaryota, Metazoa, Arthropoda, Arachnida, Ixodida, Argasidae.